CGGAUGUGUGAAGCGAUGUAUUGUGGGUAACUUGACGCGUGAGUGUUUCCUGUUCCCUGUCGGUCCCGUGUCAGUAGAACACAGUAGAGAACCAGUGUUCCCAGUACAGCCAGUACUCAAGCAGCGGCUCGGUGGGUCACGGAGGGUACGGGACGCCGGAGGUUCCGUUAACUCAGCGGGACGGACGGCGGGAAGAUGGCGAAGACGUACGACUAUCUGUUCAAACUGCUGCUGAUCGGUGACAGCGGCGUCGGAAAGACCUGCCUGCUGUUCCGGUUCAGCGAGGACGCCUUCAACACCACCUUCAUCUCCACCAUCGGAAUCGACUUUAAAAUCAGGACAAUCGAGCUUGAUGGGAAGAAGAUCAAACUGCAGAUAUGGGACACAGCAGGUCAGGAGAGGUUCAGGACCAUCACCACAGCCUAUUACAGGGGAGCCAUGGGCAUCAUGCUGGUGUAUGACAUCACUAACGAGAAGUCCUUCGAUAACAUCAGGAACUGGAUACGCAACAUUGAGGAGCACGCGUCUUCAGACGUGGAGAGAAUGGUUCUGGGAAACAAAUGUGACAUGAAUGACAAGAGACAAGUGUCCAAGGAGAGAGGAGAGAAGCUGGCAAUCGAUUAUGGUAUCAAGUUUUUAGAAACCAGUGCAAAGUCCAGCAUCAACGUGGAGGAGGCCUUUUUCACUCUGGGCAGAGAUAUCAUGACCAGACUGAACAGGAAAAUGCAGAAUGACAACAACCCUUCAGCUGGAGGUGGACCUGUUAAAAUCACUGAGCCUGGCUCUAAAAAGAGCUUCUUCAGGUGUUUGCUGCUGUAGGCGGAGCCUGCUGCUCCUCUCCCUGCUGCAGGAGGACCAGAAACAAACCUGUGGACACAUGAAGAAGAAAAUGUGUCUAGGAAAGUCUGUCUGCUUCUCACAGCAGUCAUCCUUGCUAAUGGAGGAAGAGCAGAGGAGAAUUGCUUUUUAAUUUGACCAAAGCUGGUGUGGAGUCAUGGGGAUGUCUCACUCUGUUACACAUUAGUUUCUUGAAAUGUUGCAGCAGCACAUUAAUUUACACAUAAUGUUACGUGUGAAACUUUUUGUCUUGAUUUUUCAAACCAGUCACAAACAUGUCUUAAAUGAAGAAGCACUGAAAUGGUUCUGUUGGUGCCUCUUUAAAAAACUACCUAUAAAUAUGAAACAUAUAUAAAAUAUACAGAUGGUGUCUAUGAAUCCAAUGUGUGAUGUUUUGUCUUAAUAACCUCGUCUGACAAAGUUUCCAUUUUGAUGUAGAAACAUGACUUGUUCUGACUGAGGUGAAGAUGUCAGAUGGUGACUCGUUCACUGUUUUACAUGAAGUUAUUAAUUAACACAGUUCUUUUGGUUUUUCUAUACUUUUGUAUUUUCUUUGAAACCACUCGACGUUCAGUCAGCAGUGAUCAUUAUCAGGACACUGAUCCUGUCUGCAGUGUUUACAGCCUCAGUGUUAUUAAUGUCACAACAAACUGCUUUAACAAUCAAAACCCAUCACUCAUCAAUACUCAAGUGACUUUUAUAGUUAUUUCUGUUUCAUAAAGGAAACUUUAAUUUAAUUCUGUUUAAAUUUAUGAAAACAAUCAGAACUAAUUUGAACACAAUCAGCUGCCAUAGUUAAUGAUUUAAUAAUCAAUAACUGAUGCUGAGCUGUUAGAAUCAUUCCGUCACCUCAUUGUUUGUUUUGUCUGUGAAUUCUGUUUAAACUGAUGUUUUUUUACUCUGCAGCACUUUGUAACUCUGCUAAAACAUGGCUAUGCAAAAAAUAUACAUUAUUAUUAUUA
This is a messenger RNA of Acanthopagrus latus (yellowfin seabream), 1799 nucleotides long. RefSeq names its product ras-related protein Rab-8B. Gene Ontology annotation, cellular component: endosome; synaptic vesicle; trans-Golgi network transport vesicle. Gene Ontology annotation, molecular function: GTPase activity; GTP binding. Gene Ontology annotation, biological process: protein localization to plasma membrane; Golgi vesicle fusion to target membrane; protein secretion. NCBI's taxonomy places the organism in Eukaryota, Metazoa, Chordata, Actinopteri, Spariformes, Sparidae. The transcript is spliced from 8 exons. The record is from RefSeq and is a predicted model, not a curated record. The coding region runs from base 196 to 819 and encodes 207 amino acids.